ACGGAUGUGCAUGUGAUUGUGCAGUGCAAGGAGAAAAUCACUUUUUAGACUUUCUGUUAUCGCUUGGUAAUAAACGUUGACACUGUCGCUGCGGUGGUGCACUGUCGGAUCUUUGAUCACUGUAGUUCUUUGAGCAGAUCGUUUCUUCAGUCAUAUUUUUGCAGCGAAGACAGCUGAUAUGACAGAUAUAGCGAAGGAAGUGUUUGGUGUCAUCCCAGAGCAGGGUUCCGUGGAGAAGUGGACAUUGAGCACAGGCAGUGUUCGAGUGGAGGUAAUAUCUCUGGGCUGUAUCAUAACCUCAAUUAAGACCCUCGAUCGACACGGCAACUUUGCAGACGUGGUACAUGGUUUUGAUGACUUGCCAAGUUAUGUGUCAAAUCCGCGCUUCUUUGGAGCUGUUGUUGGCCGGGUUACCAACCGGAUAGCCAAAGGCCGUUUCUCCAUAGAUGGGCAAGAGUACAAACUCGCUGUGAACAACGGGCCUAAUGCCCAUCAUGGGGGGCUACGGGGCUUUAACAAGGCAUUAUGGACGAGUGAAAGGGUUGAGAACGGCGUGAAGUUCAGCCACAUCAGUCCAGAUGGGGACGAGGGCUACCCUGGAAACCUGCGUGUCUCCGUCACCUACUGCCUGGAAAAACACACCCUGAGUGUCCACUACAGCGCCCGCACAGACAAAACGACACCUGUCAACCUCACCAACCACUCAUACUUUAACCUGGGAGGCCAUGGAAAAGAGGACAUUUAUGACCAUGAAGUGACGGUUUCUGCCCAGGCGUACCUACCUAUGGAUGACACAAUGAUUCCAACAGGAGAGGUGAAGUCGGUGGAAAACACACCCUUUGACCUCAGGGCGCCUGUUCUGAUUGGUUCCCGGUUAAAGGAAAUUGCCGGGCCGGGGUUUGACCAUAACUUCUGUCUGUGGGAGCCAGGCCAGCCACACGAGGAGCGCCAGUGUGCCAGGCUUGUGCAUCCUGAGAGUGGGCGAGUUCUGGAGGUGAGCACCACCCAGCCAGGCAUCCAGUUCUACACUGCCAACUUCCUGGAUGGGAGCCUGCGGGGGAAAGGCGGCAUCUGCUACCCCAAGCACAGCGGCGUCUGUCUGGAGACCCAGAACUGGCCCAACGCAGUCAACCAGCCGCAGUUUCCUGACUGCCUGCUGAGGCCUGAGGAAGAGUACUCACACACCACACGCUUCACGUUUACUGUGGUGUAACACACACACACUCACCACCCACCUACGCACACACACUCACCACCCACCUCAAAUUUAUCGUGGUGUACAUGCACAACAAUCAUUCCACUGUCUCGAGUGCCAUUCCUUGCUCCAAGUUUACUGUGGUGUAACACACGCACUCACACGUCAUUCUCAUCUCUCAAACACACCACCCAGUUCAAGGUUACUGUGGUGCACAUGCAUAAUAAUCAUUCCACUGUCUCAAACGUCAUUCCUUGCUUCAAGUUUACUGUGAUGUAAGACACUCAUACACAUUCAUUGUCUUCUCUCAAUCAUACCCCUCACUGUUUUCAAUAGAACCCCGCACACUGGUGCAGAUCUGCAGCAGUGUGCAGGGUUCCAUUGAAAACAGUGGAAUCAAUCAUCGGCGGAGCAGUGCGCCGCACUUUGGCGGAACUAGUGUGCAGAGGCCCUAAUGAUCCACUGGCACGCCCUAUACAUUUUCAAAGAGAAGAAAUUUUGCUCCCGCACAGCAUGGUGGGUACGCGAUAUAGCUAUGCGAUGUGACCAAAAGUUCAGAAAUCACCAAAUUCACCUGCCGUUGUGACCAUAUCGUGAGGCGAGGGCCCAAAAGCCGAGCAAGACCUAGGAAUGGGCUGUACAGUUGUCCAGUCACAUUACAGAGCAGUUGCACAUAUCAUCUAAGCCUACAGUAAUCAAAACGUUUUCGAGGACAACAGCGAUGCAUUUGGAGUUGCGAUGCAAUGUCAUGCUUCUGGGUCAUUACUGCAAGUUGUACCAUGGUGUGACAGACCCAAACACACACAUAAAGAACUUAGUAGUUUGAGUUUUGUCAGACACAAGGCAAGCAGUAUUGUGAAUGGGAGAAACUCCUUUGCCUUAUAAUCUCAUUGAAUUCUCAGGAAACUGAAACACAUGCAGUACACAAAUGUACAUUCCUUUGCCAGUGCCAAUCAUGAAUGUUAAAGGUUUUGGAUUGUUUAAGAUUAAUAAAGGGAAAUUGUGACUUCA
This is a messenger RNA of Engraulis encrasicolus (European anchovy), 2206 nucleotides long. RefSeq names its product galactose mutarotase (gene galm). Gene Ontology annotation, biological process: glucose metabolic process; beta-D-galactose catabolic process via UDP-galactose, Leloir pathway. The record is from RefSeq and is a predicted model, not a curated record. The coding region runs from base 179 to 1213 and encodes 344 amino acids. Gene Ontology annotation, molecular function: carbohydrate binding; aldose 1-epimerase activity. Lineage: Eukaryota; Metazoa; Chordata; Actinopteri; Clupeiformes; Engraulidae. The transcript is spliced from 7 exons.